AAAGGGUUUAAAGGGGCCGAGAAUGUCUUUCUCCCUCCUUCCCACCCCUGGUAAUGGCGGCCCCUCCCAGCACCCUACUGCAGCCGCCCGUGUUUUACCCGGUUCUGCCCUACAUCACCACCGUGUUCGGAGGCCUGAGCCGGGGUAGGAUGGUCUGCAUCGAGGGCACGGUGCCCAGAAGCUGCAGGAGGUUCCGCGUGGAUUUCCAGUGUGGCAGCAGUGUGCGGCCUCGCGCCGACGUGCCCUUCCACUUCACCGCCAUCUUCGGGGCUUCGUCCAGCGCCCUGUGCGCGGCCCUGUGGGAUGGCCGGUGGGGCCCGCGGCUGCAGGGCGGGCCCCUCGCCCUCCAGGACGGCCGCCUCUUCCACUUCGUCUUCCACUUCAAGGAGGAGAGCGUUCUGGUGGUCGCCAACGGUAGCCGGCUGCUGGAGUUCAGGUACAGGAAACCGCGGCGGAUCGUGGACACCCUGAAGGUCACGGGUCACGUCUCGGUCAGGGUCAUCGGAUUCAUUAACGAGGAUCCGUACCACCCUCUGCAUACCAGAUAUCCGUUGCAAGCGCCAUUUUCACUGAAGGAUCCAACUCUGAAGGGCGGGGUGGGGAGAAUGUGGGAGGGUGAAUCCCUUGCCCUCCGGGGACUCUGCACUGACUGUCGCCCCCACCCUCUGUGGCCAGGAUGUCCCACUGCGGAGCCGGAUCGAGAGUGGACUGCUGCCGGGACAUGUGAUCACCCUCCGGGCUCAGCUUCACCCGGACGCCCAGGAGUUCGAGCUCGCGCUGGUGGAGGACGACCCCGGCGACAUCGCCCUCAGGGUGAGGGUCGACCUCCGGCGGGGGGUGAUGGAGCUGGGCUCCCGGUCAGGGCCCGUCUGGAGUUUCGAGGAGCAGGAGCGGCCCCCUCCCUCCCUCCACCCAGGGCGCUACUUUGAGAUGCUGGUCCUGUGCGGCAGCGGCCGGUUCCGCUUGGCGGUGAACGGCGCCCGAGUGGCGGAGCACAUUCCGCCGGCGCUGCGACUGGCCCGUGUGCGUUGGCUGCUGGUCGCCGGGAACCUGGGGCUGUACUGGCUG
This is a messenger RNA of Mobula hypostoma (lesser devil ray), 1068 nucleotides long. RefSeq names its product galectin-12-like. Gene Ontology annotation, cellular component: nucleus; cytosol. Gene Ontology annotation, biological process: negative regulation of CD4-positive, alpha-beta T cell proliferation; negative regulation of type II interferon production; positive regulation of gene expression. Lineage: Eukaryota; Metazoa; Chordata; Chondrichthyes; Myliobatiformes; Myliobatidae. The transcript is spliced from 9 exons. The coding region runs from base 54 to 929 and encodes 291 amino acids. The record is from RefSeq and is a predicted model, not a curated record. Gene Ontology annotation, molecular function: galactoside binding; carbohydrate binding.